AUGAGAAUUGUGCUCGUAGAUACAAACGAACGGCUGGUACAAAAUUGGAGGAAUUUGAUGGGAAAUGUCUCCACUGCAAGACAUUCGGUAUUGGUGAUGAAAGGGCGGCUUAGCAUCCUUUCAGGAAGUCAAAUUAACAAGCCAGCCGCGGUCGUAUCACCUGGAAACUCUUUUGGUUACCUCGGAGGUGGUUUCGACUUGGCGCUGAGAGAAUAUUUCGGAGGGACAAAAUUUGAGCAAUACUUUAGAGAACAAUUGGGAGAUACGUACAGAACUGUAGGUAGCACUAAGGUAGUUCCCUUGAAUAGCUGGGGUCGGGAUGGGUUCGAGUAUAUAGUUUAUGUGCCCACAGUAGUAGCUCCUUCGCGACCAUUGUUCGACGCCGAAAGGCCAAGAGAGACAGGAUUCGAGCCGGUCUUCAACGCUAUGUGGAAUGCUUUGAUUCACGUACCUGCUGGAACUCAAACUCUAGUCAUUCCGGGACUUUGUUCAGGUUAUGCUGGCGUUCCUCUGGAUAUUAGUAGCAAAUCUAUGUGCUUUGCAUUACGUCUAUAUCUCAUCAAGAACACGAUAUCAAAAGAUCUCCAACGUGUUCUUAUUCUGCAGUUUUUAGGCUACAAUUACGCUCCGUUCAUGGACAACGACUGGGAGGAAGAAUGCGAAGCAGUGGGGAUUGACGUGCGCAAACUAAUGAAGUUUGAUGUUGCUAACGAUUCUAUAAAUGAAAUUAUGCCAAUUAUUUAA
Messenger RNA from Lachancea fermentati, 744 nucleotides. The record is from the annotation of a GenBank genome assembly. NCBI's taxonomy places the organism in Eukaryota, Fungi, Ascomycota, Saccharomycetes, Saccharomycetales, Saccharomycetaceae.